UCUCCGUGUCCUCACGACUCCUCCGCUUCCCCCCCUUCACCAUCGAACCGGAGCUGGGAUCAACACACACGCCUGUUCGUUGGCAGCGAGACACUACUGCAUCAGCCAGGACACAGCGAACACUAGCACCAUGGCCGGCGGAGGCGACGCGGGCGCCGGCGCCUUUUACGAUGCCGCGCUGCACAAGCGGCAGGCCCUCAUGGGCAAGAGCGGCCCCUUGGCGCUGUGGAAGAACUUCCGCGUCUUCCGGAUCGCGGCGUUCGCCUGUAUCGGUGGCGUGCUCUACGGCUACAACCAGGGCAUGUUCUCGGGCGUGUUGGCCAUGAAGUCCUUCGGUCACCACAUGGGCGACUACAUCACCAACGACUCCAAGAAGGGCUGGUUGACGGCUAUUCUCGAGCUUGGCGCCUGGCUGGGAACGCUGCUCUCCGGUUUCGUCGCCGAGGCCAUCUCACGCAAGUACGGCGUGCUGGUGGCCACCACCGUCUUCGUCAUUGGUGUCAUUGUUCAGGCUACGGCGACCAUCAACGGUCACAAUGCCAUUCUGGCCGGUCGUUUCGUUACUGGUAUGGGCGUCGGGAGUCUGGCCAUGAUCGUCCCCAUCUACAACUCCGAGGUGGCACCCCCUGAAGUGCGCGGCGCUCUGGUCGCGACGCAACAGCUUGCCAUUACCUUCGGCAUCAUGAUCAGUUUCUGGAUUGACUACGGCACCAACUACAUCGGCGGCACCGGCGACACGCAGUCCGACGCGGCCUGGCUCGUCCCCAUCUGCCUGCAGAUCGCGCCCGCCGUCAUCCUCUUCGUCGGCAUGAUCUUCAUGCCCUUCUCGCCGCGUUGGCUGAUCCACCACGGCCGCGAGGACGAGGCCCGCAAGGUGUUGUCCAACCUCCGCGGCCUGCCCGAGGACCAUGAGCUGGUCGAGCUCGAGUUCCUCGAGAUCAAGGCGCAGUCGCUGUUCGAGAAGCGCACCGUCGCCGAGCUCUUCCCCAGCCUGCGCGAGCAGACCGCCUGGAACACCUUCAAGCUGCAGUUCGUCGCCAUCGGCAAGCUCUUCCAGACCAAGGCCAUGUUCAAGCGUGUCUGCGUGGCGACCGUCACCAUGUUCUUCCAGCAGUGGACCGGCAUCAACGCGGUGCUGUACUACGCGCCGUCCAUCUUCAAGCAGCUCGGCCUAAGCGACAACACGGUCUCGCUGCUCGCGACCGGCGUGGUGGGCAUCGUGAUGUGGAUCGCCACGAUGCCGGCGGUGCUGUGGAUCGACCGGCUGGGGCGCAAGCCGGUGCUGACGAUCGGGGCGAUCGGGAUGGCGACGUGCCACAUCAUCAUCGCGGUGAUCGUGGCCAAGAACAUCGACCAGUGGAGCUCGCAGAAGGCGGCGGGCUGGGCGGCCGUGGUCAUGGUCUGGCUGUUCGUCAUCCACUUCGGCUACUCGUGGGGCCCCUGCGCGUGGAUCAUCGUGGCCGAGAUCUGGCCGCUCAGCACGCGGCCGUACGGCGUGUCGCUCGGCGCGUCCAGCAACUGGAUGAACAACUUCAUCGUCGGCCAGGUCACCCCCGACAUGCUCAGCGGCAUCACCUACGGCACCUACAUCCUGUUCGGCCUGCUGACCUACCUGGGCGCCGCCUUCAUCUGGUUCUUCGUGCCCGAGACGAAGCGGCUGACGCUCGAGGAGAUGGACGUCGUCUUCGGCUCCCAGGGCACUGCCCAGGCCGACUUCGAGCGCAUGGAGGCGAUCAACGCCGAGAUCGGUCUCACCCAGCUCCUCCGUGGCGAGGGUGCCGUCUCCGACUCCGCGGCUGAGAAGCCCAGGGUCGGUGAGACCACCGAGACGGUGUAAGAGAAGGCCUUUGCAUUCCAAGGACGGAUUCGAAAGACAUCGAGCUGAAUGACCGACUCUGAAAAAUCUGUCUCCGCUUCAUCAUCAU
Thermothielavioides terrestris NRRL 8126 is the source of this 1925-nucleotide messenger RNA. RefSeq lists its product as uncharacterized. The transcript has 7 exons. Lineage: Eukaryota; Fungi; Ascomycota; Sordariomycetes; Sordariales; Chaetomiaceae. The coding region runs from base 131 to 1837 and encodes 568 amino acids. Gene Ontology annotation, molecular function: carbohydrate:proton symporter activity. The record is from RefSeq and is a predicted model, not a curated record. Gene Ontology annotation, biological process: carbohydrate transport; transmembrane transport. Gene Ontology annotation, cellular component: membrane.